Anguilla rostrata (American eel) is the source of this 4718-nucleotide messenger RNA. RefSeq names its product scavenger receptor cysteine-rich domain-containing group B protein (gene ssc4d). The coding region runs from base 476 to 2236 and encodes 586 amino acids. Lineage: Eukaryota; Metazoa; Chordata; Actinopteri; Anguilliformes; Anguillidae. Gene Ontology annotation, cellular component: membrane. The transcript is spliced from 12 exons. The record is from RefSeq and is a predicted model, not a curated record.
GCGACUACAGUCCUUUAGAUGAAUCUGACCACACCUUCUGUAAGCACCACCGAAACCUGAGAUGCUCAGACACUGUGAAGGGCUGGCUUUCAGCUUUGUCUUUUUCCUUUAGACACAGCUAAGGAGAGAUAUUGGGUGUUAGCGUAUUAGCAUACAAUGUUUAUUAAUUUUUUUUUUUUUUUACGCAAUCGCUGUCAGCGAAACCAGGUACUUAUAGUCACGGAAGGUUAAAGAGAUGAAAGAUCUGGGUUCAACUGCAGCCGGAUGAAGUUUUUUUUCCUCCUUCUCCCCUUUUUUCCUCCACAAAGUUCCUAUGUUUUUCUGUAUGAAUCGGAGAACAGUCUUGUGAGUUGCCAGUCAUUUGAAGAAAAAGAUUGACGCUGUUUGAGAUCAUUUUUCUGGAAAUUUCCUUUUUUUGGGGAGUACAUAAUUAAAGCAGUCUUAUCUCAGGUGUCCCUGCUGAUCUUCACCAAACAUGAGAAUCCAGAGGGCUCUGCGGGGCUCGUACCUGGGCUGGAGGCGCGCCACAUGGCUGCUGCUCUCCCUCCUGGUGUCUCUGCUCCUGGUGGCUGUCAGCGUCAUCCUUCAGUUCGGAGACUUUAAAAUAACAAAGAGAUCCCUUACACUCAAUGUUACAAAUCCCAUCCACGUUCUUUCACUUGUGCGCCUUGUGAACGGCCAGAACAGGUGCGAGGGCCGCGUGGAGGUCCAGCACAACGGCACCUGGGGGACGGUGUGCGACGACGACUGGGACAUGGUGGACGCCAACGUGGUGUGCCGGCAGCUGCGCUGCGGCUCGGCGGUGGUGGUGGCCAGCAGCUCGGCCUUCGGCAAGGGCUCCGGGCCCAUCCUGCUGGACAACGUGGACUGCAAGGGCGGGGAGCGCGACCUGGGCCAGUGCGGGAGCCUGGGCUGGGGCGUCCACAACUGCUACCACUACGAGGACGUGGCCAUCACCUGCAAAGACACAUCGGGGCUGGAAUCACGAGGACACGCCGAUUUCACGACCCCUCCUCGGAGGAACAAUAUCCUGAGGGACGGCUCUAUCCGGCUGAUAGGAGGGCCAAACCGUUGUCAGGGGCGAGUCGAGAUCCAUUACCGCGGAAACUGGGGCACAGUGUGCGAUGACGACUGGGACCUGGCGGACGCGGGGGUGGUGUGCCAGCAGAUCGGGUGCGGCCACGCCCUGUCGGCCACCACCAACGCGUAUUUCGGCUACGGGACGGGCCUGAUCCUCCUGGACAACAACAACUGCGCGGGGUAUGAGCAGCAGCUGGCGUCCUGCUCCAGCCUGGGGUGGGGCAUCCACAACUGCGGUCACCACGAGGACGCUGGGGUCGUCUGCUCAGGGACAGGGUCUACAACAGCUCCGCCUCUGGACACCGCGACGCUGGGGAGGGGAAGAUUCUUCGACACGUGGAGCACAGCAAUGACAGAUAUUACUGUUGCAGUCACUGAAAAACCAACCACCACUCAGACUACCACACAGUCGACGACAAAAGCCCGGCCCAUGAUCCGCGUGGUGAACGGGAACAGCAGCUGCGAUGGGCGGGUGGAGGUCCUGUUCCACAGUAUCUGGGGCACGGUGUGCGACGACGAGUGGGACAUGACCAACGCCCAGGUGGUGUGCCAGCAGCUGGGCUGCGGCCCCGCCCUGGAGGCCAAGGGCCUGGCCUACUUCGGCUACGGCUCGGGCCCCAUCCUGCUGGACAACGUGGACUGCAGGGGCAACGAGCGCUCCCUGACCGACUGCUUCCACCUGGGCUGGCUCCAGCACAACUGCGGCCACCACGAGGACGCCGGGGUCGUCUGCAUGCGUAAGGCGCUCCCGCGGCAACGGCCUCCAUUUGUGAGCAGUCCUUCGAUCUCACGAGAUUUCAACGUAGGCAAGCCUGCCACUACAAAGACACCAGUGGAAGGGUCCCUGAGGCUGGUGAACGGGCGGCACCCCUGCGAGGGCCGGGUGGAGAUGUUCGUCCAGGCGCGCUGGGGCACGGUGUGCGACGACGCCUGGGACCUCCCGGACGCCCAGGUGGUCUGCAGGCAGGUGGGCUGCGGGGAGGCCACCCACGCCCGCGGCGAGGCCUUCUUCGGCCGGGGGAACGGCACCAUCCUCCUGGACAAUCUGAAGUGCAGCGGCCUGGAGACCUCCCUCCAGGAGUGCUCCCACAUACCCUGGAACGUCCACAACUGCGACCACUCGGAGGACGCCGGCGUCACCUGCGUCUUGUUGUGAUUCACCUCCGGCCAAACCAGCUUCUGGCGAUUAAAAAAAAGGAACCGCGGACUUGUAAACACUUGUAAAUAACCACUGACCCUCCUUGAACAAAAAAAAAAAAGAACAAAGCAAAUAUGAAUAUGAAACAAAUUAUAAAUGUUAUUAUAAUUAUAUUCUUAUUGUGCACUUUAUAAAUAAUUUAUAUACAAACAUGGGCGCACACAUAAAUAUAAAUAUAUAUAUAUAUCGACAUACAAACAUUUUUCAGAUACAAGGGACACCAAAGGUUUAGACUGAUUCUUUGCAUUGAGUCGCUGAAAUACCUAGUGCACAUGCCAUAACAUCUGAAAUAAUUUGAUAGUUAAGCAAGUUAUGCUGAGGCAGGGACAUUGAUAAUUGUGAGCUCAGAUAUAAAAGUUCUCUCUCUAUGCUCUUCUCUUCCACACAGACAUUCUGUAAUAGAUUACAUUCUGUAACAGUCAAUCACAACAAGCAGAGUCUAGUCUCUUUUUUUUACAUUCAGGAAAGUGGACAAUGCGUGUCCUCACAUGAAGAAAGCACCAGCUCACAAACUAUCCGCCAUGUUAAUUUAUUACUGAUCGGAAGGAGCCACAUAUCUGAUCAAAGGAUCAAUGGGGCAUUUCUUUCCCAUAUUCUGGUCUUGUGCCGUUUAAAACCAGCCCUAAUCCUUGUAAAUAAUUCUGUUGAACGUAGAUUGUUUCCUGUUAUGAAUUACGGACACUCUGGUUUUUGUGACUUUAUUAAUUGGGAUCAAUUAAGCUUGACAAUUAGCGCUUGAAAUGCACAGGUAUCCUUUCUGACGUUGAUCUCUCACUGUAGUCCACUUUAAAUCAAAAAUAGCUGUUACCCUGCAGCCUGCUCCAAUGAACGCCACCGAUUCGUUUUUGCUGUAUUGUUUAUUAUUGCUAUGUUCAUUUUGCAGUUGAGUAUGUAAUAUGUGUGUGCUGAAUUAAUUGAUCAAAUAUUCCAGCUAUAUAAUUCAGUCAUUGUCCGGUAAAUUUCUCACAGUGAUUUGAUUCUGGACAGUGUCUGAUAACUCCAGGGACAUCCAAUCCUACCUAUUUACCACGCUAUUGUACAGCUCGCCUAGGUCAUCCAAGUAAUUCAUCUUUAAUGUGAUUGAUAGAAUCAACCAAUGUAUUUCAUAGUGGAUCGUUUGAAAUAGGACUUGAAUGCCUGACUAGAACUAAGAAUCCCAAAUGCUGAAACAUCCUGACAUUUGAAUCACUGGUUCUGAAGUCAUCACACUGAACUAAGCACGUGUUCUGCCGGAAAUCUCAUUUUCUUUAUUUAUGUCUUUCACUGAAAUAAUUCAUUCCGAUUUUCUCAUAAUUGAUCAAGUCUUAGUUAAUUUGACAAUUCUGGCUUGGAAGGAUGGGUUUCUCAUUUUAGAUACCCACUUUAAAAAAAUUUCUUUGGAUGAAACUUCAAAAGAACCAAAAAUAUUCAGUUGAAGUAAAUAUUUUAGGAUUAUCGAAUGAAACCUCUUUUUUCCAGUGCUUGAAACUUUCGGUGAUAGCCACAGACAAAGAAGGAAAUAAAACCGUUAAACAUGUCAAUUGAAGAAGUGAAAGCUCUGAAGAUUCUCAGGUUCGAAGCAUUGACACCAGACAGACAUGUCCAGUGCGCCCUACUUAGACUCUACAAGAUACCGCAGUGUUUUCAUAAUAGAGACGAUUGGACCACUUCCCCCGUUUCCCGUUAUAUCAUGGCACCGGCCCUUUCCAAAUUUAGGCCAGGUUGAAAUGGUUAUGAACAUAUCGAUGGCUUUGCAGUAAUCAAUUUACACAACUUGUCUCUCGCGGCAGCGAUCUUGGAACAGUACGUCGCUGAAAUGUAGAACAGUUGAGUCAUGUUUGAUGUGAUGAGGAGACUCACAAGCUUGUUCUGAAGAUUUGAACCUGGAGCAUCGGGCAGUGCUCUCAUUCCCGGAAGUCAAACCAUGUAAAAUAGUUCCUCCAGCUUCCACGGUGGUUGGAAACAUCACUGCAGCUGAAUUAUAGUAUAGCCACAGCAAAGUAUCUAUUUCAACUUCAAGUGAGGGACUGGCAUUUCCUCCAUAGGGGAUAAGAAAAAUAAUGUGUGUACUGGUUUAAUUGUAAUCCAUUGCCUCCAUGUACAGAGUUGCAGAAAAUGUUAUGGUCUCUAUGUAAGGUGUUAAUAUAUUUAACUGGGAAUAAAGCAUGUUAUGUGUCAAUCAAAUGUUCAUAUGGAAAAUGUCAUUUCGUUUGUUUUUUUACUUCACCUAAAAAAAUUGUGACUCACCUGAGAUUCAAUGUUUAAAAAUGGAAAUAAUAGAGAGUAUGCACAACAAUGAACAGACAAGACAGGGAGCUAUACAGGUAUUGUUAGAGUAAGUGGGAAAAUGUAAAAAAAAAAAGGGAACAGAUGAAAACAUGGCUUCUCUGCACAGUUGUGUUUUAGGUGUUUUUUAAGUGGGCUGCUGUGGGGAAAGAGUAGGUUACAAAGCCUGUGUACU